Messenger RNA from Chanos chanos (milkfish), 615 nucleotides. RefSeq names its product lin-28 homolog Ab (gene lin28ab). Gene Ontology annotation, cellular component: cytoplasm; nucleus. The transcript is spliced from 4 exons. Gene Ontology annotation, molecular function: zinc ion binding; mRNA binding. The record is from RefSeq and is a predicted model, not a curated record. Gene Ontology annotation, biological process: pre-miRNA processing. NCBI's taxonomy places the organism in Eukaryota, Metazoa, Chordata, Actinopteri, Gonorynchiformes, Chanidae. The coding region runs from base 1 to 615 and encodes 204 amino acids.
AUGGGCGAGAUGGGUUCUGUUUACAAUCAGCAUUUUACAGGGGGCUGUACAAAGACUGAAGAGGAGGAAGCGCCGAGCUCCGAAGAAGACCCGGGCUCCUUCUCCGGCAGCGGGGUUUGCAAAUGGUUUAACGUCCGGAUGGGGUUCGGGUUCCUGUCCAUGACCAACAGAGAUGGUACUCCGCUAGAUCCGCCCGUAGAUGUUUUCGUUCAUCAGAGUAAGCUACACAUGGAGGGUUUCCGGAGUCUUAAGGAGGGCGAGGCCGUGGAGUUCACCUUCAAAAAAUCCUCCAAGGGUCUGGAGUCGCUCCGGGUGACGGGACCGGGAGGAGCCCCGUGUCUGGGUAGUGAAAAACGACCAAAGGGAGCCCAGAAACGCAGGUCCAAAGGAGACAGAUGUUACAACUGCGGAGGACCAGAUCACCAUGCCAAAGAAUGUCAGCUGCCCCCCCAGCCCAAAAAGUGCCAUUUCUGCCAAAGCAUCUCCCACAUGGUGGCCAACUGUCCAAUCAAAGCUCAGCAGUCAUCGCCCGGAUCUCAGGGAAAGUCAGCCCCCGUGACACAGAAAGAAGAGGAGAUGGGUCACACCCCUUUGCCUCCCGAGAGCUCUGACUGA